Molecule: messenger RNA, 1722 nt
Organism: Suillus fuscotomentosus
Lineage: Eukaryota; Fungi; Basidiomycota; Agaricomycetes; Boletales; Suillaceae
Exons: 15
Coding region: 460-1722 (420 amino acids)
Source: RefSeq, a predicted model, not a curated record
GUCGACUCCAAGGGCCAAUGUUCUGCUACUCACCGACACCCUCGUUUCCCACCUGCCCAUCGUUCGCAUCUUUGCAUGUCACCCAUUUCAAUACGCACCCCAUGGGACUUGAAUAGCUCGGCGAUCAUAGCUGAAUCCUCGUUUAUCGAUCAACUGCCUCUGCACGUACUGUACAUCAGUACAUCCAAAAUUUUGCUACAAAGGAUAUGGAUGCAGACGGCUUCACGGAAAAACCCAUUCCAAUCACCUUAUGGCCGCCAGGAGAGCGAACCAAGAGCCUAGCUAAAGGUCAAGGGCUGAAAGGUAUCAUACAUGCGUUGGGCUAAGGACGACGACUCACUUGAAGAAGAAGGGCACAGAGGAAAGCAAGUUCGAUAAGAGGGAUGGAAAAAUCGCCAGGAAAGAGGAUGAGGGAGGGGAAGCAUCGCAAAAGCGAAAUUAACUGUGUGAAGACGUUGGAUGGUGGUCUUGAUGCGUUUCUUCGAGCUGAUAGACCUUCCAAAAUGCGCUCCGAGUAUGUGGAUGGGUGGUGCAAAACCGUGGAGCACGUCUUCUGCGCCUCAUUCUUCGGACCUAAAAAUCGCAUUUCUGCGCACGUCGUUGCCCGUGCCGCGCGAAGACUGGCGCAGAGCGAGGGGUCGAGGGAAGAGUUUCACGCCCACAAAAACGCAGCAAGACCUUGAGGAUGAGAAAACAUCGUGUGGAAGACUUUCAGCGUCAUGGUCGGUGCUCAAAGAAACGCCGAACGGUGGUAUAUCUAGCACGAACGCUGUCAUUAUACACUCACCUUCCCCACUCGCUCAUACCAAUCCCUCGAACAUGACCUACGUCUCAAACGAUCCCAGUUACUGGCCGUAUAUCAGUGCAAUAAUUGGUGUAAACCAUUACACAGUUGCUGCUGCCAUCGUGGUAGUAUAUGAUUGGGUCUUAACACUCGGACAAGAGAUUGAACUCAUCUGGAGACAACGUUGGUCUCUGAUGACCGUGCUGUAUUUGAUUGUUCAUACGCUAUAUUGGAAUACCAUAUUCUCUUGUCAAUGUUCUGUAUACUAUGCCAUCGGUAUCGCUGACAGAUGCAGGGUGAUCGGAAUCUUUGGUGCUAAUGCGAGGGUGUUCACUAAUUGGGAGUCUUUAGGCGCUAUAACGUUCUACGUAGCGAAUGCGAUAAAUGUGGCCUUGGCUGCCAUGUUGGGCGUCAUCAUGAUUGCUCGGUUGCAUGCCAUGUAUCAAGGGUCUAGAGCAGUGCUUAUGUUCCUUGUUAUUAUCUUCCUGGCUGUAAACAUCGCCUGCGGAGUAAUGGUUGCAAUAGGACUCAACGAUGGUGUAGCAGAGGAGAGAAUACUCUCUGGUAUACAUAUGUGCGGCGUUGAAUAUGGAGGGGACGAGCAGCUUCUGAUUUCGAUCAUUUGGAUACUCAACACUGUUUGGGAGGUCCUCGCACUGUGCCUUUCAGUGUGGGUUGCUGUGAAACACUUCCGUGAGCUGCGACGACUCGGCCCAUCGACAGGAUCGGCCAUCGGGGACUGUUUCAGAGUGCUGGUACAAUCUCACGUUCUUUAUUUUGCAAGCUUUGUUGGUGUCUCUUGCCUCCAGCUUGUUGAUCUCUCUCCAGAAAUCGCGAAUUCGAAUUCUAUUGGAGCUCAGAUACUCGUUGGUACUCUUGAAAUUCUAUCGGUCGUGCAGAUGUUUGUGCUGGGACCACGCCUUAUUCUUAGCGUUUGA